CCAAUAGUUAGUUGACAGCUCACAUUGUUAAACUGUUUACUUGUAUCAGACCAAUGAAUGUCAUUUGAAGCUCAGCUUGGUUUCUGUUCAGAUCUAAAUCUUUAUUUCUAGACUUUUAACACACAAUUUAAAGCGACUUAUAAAACAAAAGGUGUUUUUGUUAAAUAUAAAUUGUGUUUAACAGACAAACUCUGGUUUUACAUUUCAUUUUAAUUUAAGUUUGCUUAAAUUUCAUUAUUAAACAUGGCAACAUUUUCUGUAGAUUCUGUUGCUCAAGGCCAUGUUGUGGAUAAAGAAUAUUGUUGUUCAAUCUGCCAAGAUCAUAAUAAGGAGAUAAAUGCAGUAUUUUACUGUAAAAAAUGCAAUACUUUUUACUGUGGACAGUGUAUUAAGUAUCACAGAAAGCAUGGUCGGUGGUUUAAUAAACAAUCUCCUUAUGGAAGGGAUAAAAUAAGGAAGUGGCCACUGUCUAAGAAAAAGGAGCAUUAUCUCAGAACAUGUGAUAUUCACAAAGAUGAACAAUUAACUAAAUUCUGCCAAGACCACAGUUCUCUGUGCUGCUCUAAAUGUGUUGACUUUGAUCACAGCAAGUGCAGUAAAAUGACCCCGAUUUCGGAGCUGACCAACUCCCAGCCCACAGACCUACAGGGACUGUCAGAGGAGCUGGAAACUGUCAUGGGGGGAAUCAAAAGCCUACAGAUAAAUCAGGAGGCCAGUGUUCAGUCAUUGCAGAGAACAUACAAGGAACAUGGGGCAGUCAUGAUAGAACAAUUGCAUGGCAACUUAAAUACUAAUAUAGAUAAGUGUUGUAAUAGUUCUGUGGGUACAUCAAACAAAAAUUUAAAAGAAGAAAUGUGUUGGAGUGUUCUUUCUAUCUUGAAUGAAUUUGAUAAUAUUACUGUGAAGGAACUAAAUAAGAUGAAAGAUGAAGUUAUAAGCAUAAAAGGGUCAAUUACAAGUUCUAUUCAUAAAUGCACCAGUCUUCACAAUGACUUGUUGCAAUUACUUGAAAUCUUUCAGAAAAUUGGAGAUAAUAAGGAGCUCUGCCUUAUAGCCAGCAUAAAAUGUAAGCAUAUAAUACAGCAGGCAUUGACUCUGCUUGGAAAGUCAGGCAAGGUGUUUAAGGUCCAGGGGAAGUCUGAGUACAAUGUGAGAAUACCAAGUGAUUCAGUUACAUGUGAUAUCUCAGGCAUAUGUGUUCUUCCAGAUGGACAGGUCCUGGUUGUAGACUGUACAAAUAAUAAUGUCAAGCUGCUGAACCAGCAGUACCAGGUGGUGAGUCACUUGGAUGUGAAUGCUUGGCCAUUUGACAUUUGUUUGAUCGCACCGAGUGAGGUUGCUGUGACUGCUAGCAACAUACAUGAGGUCCAGUUUAUCACUGUCAACCAGGGAAAGCUUGUUCCUGGCAGGAAGUUUCAGUUACAACAUGAAUGUAGAGGUAUUGCCCAUCAAAAUGGAGACCUUUUUGUCACCUCUGGUAUAGAACUGUACAAAUACACGCUGAAUGGGAAACUGAUCUGCAGACUCUAUAAAGCUUUGGGUUAUAAUACAGUAUACAAGUGUGCUGUGAGUCCCUUAGGAGACAGGCUGUACAUCAGCAGCUACCUGCAGGACAAGCUUCUCACCCUGGCCAGGGAUGGCACACUCCUGGCUACAUACACAGACCCAGCACUAGGGUGGCCACAUGGUCUACAUGUGACCCCUGCAGGCCAGGUGCUGGUCUGUGGAUGGCAGUCCAACACUGUACUACAGGUGGGCUGGGAGGGAGAGAGUAAGCUGGCUACGCUGGCUACUCAGGAGGAUGGAGUGAGGAGGCCACGGUCAGUCUGCUACAGCAGCACCACAUCAUCCAUCAUUGUGGGACUGUGGGGGGACUACAUCCGGGUGUUCAGAGUGGAAUAGUGUGUACAUUCGCUGCUGAGUCAGGACAAGGAUGCUGAGGAUGUGGUGGACAAG
Molecule: messenger RNA, 1956 nt
Organism: Dreissena polymorpha
Lineage: Eukaryota; Metazoa; Mollusca; Bivalvia; Myida; Dreissenidae
Exons: 4
Coding region: 244-1902 (552 amino acids)
Biological process (GO): positive regulation of DNA-templated transcription
Cellular component (GO): nucleoplasm; chromatin
Molecular function (GO): protein binding; ubiquitin-protein transferase activity; zinc ion binding
Source: RefSeq, a predicted model, not a curated record